AAGGGGCUUGCGCGUGUCAUAUCAUGAUAGCCUCUGCACAUUGAAAAUGGGAGGACCGUUUGUAAAGUGACGAGGGGAAGCACACGAUCGAGGGGAUCGUCCCUUAUAUGGGAUUCCUCAUUCUCGGCCAUCCUCAAAAAGUCUGUCCGCAGCGGAUGGGAUAGAUCCUUGUUUCUCCUUCUUUUUGUGUGUGUGUUUCGUAGUUUGCGCUCCCUUACGAAUUUGAAGACCAUUUAGACUAAUAUCACUGAACAUCUAAGUUACGCCGAGGUGUAAAAAGGUCGUUCUUUUGUGCGUUUUUGCUUUCCCUUACUUACGGAAGUCUGUUAGUACUGGACAUCUGAGGUUAUCCCAUCAAUUUGCACGAUGUCGACGUGGCAGUUGGUGGUAUUCGCUGCUCUACUGGCAUCUGGCGUCUGGAGUGCUUCCACAAGGAUCCGCUUGGAGAACCAGGGAUACGUGGACAUAGUCGUUACCAUCGAUCACCAAGUGCGCGAGGAUAAGCAACUGAUUCAGAACCUCAAGGAUUUGCUGACCAGUACGUCAGCGUUCCUUCACCGAGCUACAAGAGAGCUGGUGUACCUCAAAAGCGUCACCAUCGUCUUACCUCACACGUGGUCUAAUGACAUUCCGUCCGAGUUCAUCUCGGGAGACAUGUUCUCCAGUGCAGACAUCCAGAUUGUCAACAGCCAAGAACGCGCGCCGUACACGGUGCAAGCGAAGGGAUGUGGAGAACGCGGCGAAUACAUCGUCUUGCCGUCACAGUUUGUGGGCAAUCUCACCACCGCUACCAAGAAAGAAUUCAGGAAGCCUGAGCAAGUGAUGACGCACGAAUGGGCCCACUUCAGGUAUGGAGUCUUCGAUGAAUUUGGCUCGCCGGGAGACGCUCAAUAUCCUUCGAUGUACGUUCGGGAUGGACAGAAAAAGCCCAAUGUCUGCAGCGAUAAGAUCGCCGUUAGUCUCCAGACGGAUAAGGGUGAACCCUGCGACUUAGUGGAAGGAUCUCCUCAAGAAGACUGCAUCGAUUUCUCGCCCGUCGAUGAAUUCACCCAAGCAUCGUCUUCCAUCAUGUUUAUGCCGGUGCUUUCAUCGGUCUACACUUUCUGCGACGAUGACGAGCACAAACACAACGCCGAGGCACCGAACCCACAGAACGCCUUGUGCGACUCGCGUAGCACCUGGGACGUCAUUUCACACAAUUCCGACUUCAACGGAAUCGACAACCCUGUCACACUCGAGCCAACGACAUUCAGAGUACUCAAGGCACAUGUCAAGCAGAGAUGUGUUCUUGUACUGGACACUUCGACAAGCAUGAUGCUUAAAAACCGGCUGGAAAUCAUGCACCGUGCCGCGGCGCGUUACAUCCAGGACUUGGUUCCCGACGGCACUGAGCUGGGCAUUGUUGUCUUCAAUACCAAUGCCACCAUCAAUGCGUACCUUACUGAGAUAAAUCGCAACACGAGGGCAGCUCUGAUAAGCAAGUUACCCCGGACUACUGAUGGCAUCACAGCAAUUGGAAAGGGCCUUCUGGAGGGCGUUAAGGUCCUCGAGCAGAACGCUACAAGCAUCGAGAACUCCGUUAUCAUUUUGAUGUCAGAUGGCGAGGAGAACGUCCCCCCUCUCAUCAGGGUAGUCAUGCCCGAGUUGCUCAAGAAAGGUGUGAUAGUGCACACCCUGGCUUUGGGAUAUGAUGCGGACAAAGGGCUGGAAGCCCUGGCUCUCGCUACUGGAGGCAGGUCCUAUGCGGUAACCAACGAAAAGACGUUCGUCUUGGAAAACUUGGAGAAGGCCUUCUUCUCUGCCUCCACGGCUCAACGGCCGAUAGAACAGAAGCCUGUCACUUUGGUAAACAAGGUGAUUCCUCUGGAGGGCAACACGACGUCACUCUUCGUCACCGUCGACAGAGAACUUGGAAAGAACCUAGAGUUCCUCGCUUCUGGAGGAGACGGAGCCACAAUGACAGUGAUAGCCAAAAGCCCAUCAGGAAACACUUAUAUUGGAAAGUACGAUAAGGACCUCAAGCGUCAUAAAGUGUACGUGGGUGACAUCGUGGAGCCUGGAAAGUGGCAAGUGGAUAUCAAACAUGAUAACCCAUCUAGCAACGAAUCUGUCUCUAUCACUGUGGUAUCUGAAGCCAAGGACCCACAGGAUCCUCCCGUUCGUAUGCGAACCUUCUACAGCACGACAGAUCUUUCCUAUGCACGAGCUUCGACGCAGUUCAAGAUCUUCGUCGAGUUGAAAAAAGGAGAGCAAGUCGUCAAAGGAGCGCACGUUGUAGCAACUGUUACGACUCCACGAGGCGACCAGGUUCCCGUGGUGCUUAAGGACAAUGGAGCAGGUGCCGACAUUGUUGGAGGAGAUGGUAUCUACUCAGGUUUCUUCGCCAACUUCAGCAGCUCUGGCCGGUACUCGGUUGAAGUUCAAGCAUACGGCGACGAAAACACCAAUCUGAUAGCACCCAAACGUCCUUCCGGUUCGACUUCUGGAGGACACAAGGCCCGCAGAAGUGUGGAACCAUUCGCUUUUGAAAGGUACGAAAACGCCGGAGUCUUUGUUGUGAAACACGUAGAGCCAGCUCUGGUCUACCCUCCGUCCCCUAUACGGGACCUUCGUGUCGAACAAGCCUUGUACUUGGACAACGGUACAAGGGCAGUCAGCCUGAAGUGGACCUCUCCUGGAGCCCACUUGGACGAAGGAACUUGCCACAACCUCACUAUCAUGGCCAGCCGUGAUCGAACUGUUCUUCAGAGAGAAGGCACGACGGGUGACUUCUACAGGGUCACGGAAUAUGAUGUGGUUAACGGCACUCUCCGCCCUCUGCAAUCUGGAGAACCCCAUGAAGUGACCUUCCUUAUCCCGGACACGUGGUUGCCUCCGAACAAAAGCGCUCAUGAUGUGUAUUUCACCGUGAGCACCUGGAACUCCGACGGGAUCAAGUCCAACCGGUCCAACAUCGCAACAGCCAACUUCUUUGAACAGAGUGAAAAGAUCGUAGUUCCGUCAACGAUACGGGACCUUCGUGUCGAACAAGCUUUGUACUUGGACAACGGUACAAGGGCAGUUAGCCUCACGUGGACCUCUCCUGGAGCUCGCUUGGACGAAGGAACCUGCCACAACCUCACUAUCACCGUCAGCUGCAAUCGAACCGUUCUUCAGACACGUGACAUGCCGGGCGACUUCUACACGGUCACGGACUAUGACGUGCUUAAUGGCACUCUCCGCCCUCAACACUCCGGCGAAUCCCAUAAAGUGACCUUCCUCAUCCCGGACUCGUGGUUGCCUCCGAACAAGAGCGCCCACGAUGUGUACUUCACCGUGAGCACCUGGAACUCCGAUGGGAUCAGGUCCAACCGGUCCAACAUCGCGACCGCGAACUUUGAAAUGGUCGUCGUGGAAAAGGAGUUGAACAUUUGGGAGAAAAUCUUGGAAUCCAAGGCUGCCUUGUACGGCGUCUCGGCUCUCUUAGUUGGGGUCUUGUUCGCCGUGGUUGUGCUUCUCGUCAUCAACAUCUUCGCGAAGAAAUCAUCGUCUUCAAAAGGCAUGGAACGAGUCGCCGUAUUUCGAGCUGCUCCGGCGAAGUAUGAGGUGGAAAAGGCUUGCACAUGAACCUGAACUCACCCUGAUAACGAUUUACUUGCAUUAUCCAAUGGCUCCCGUUUUUGCGAUGGUUAUAUGAUUCCAACUGGUCCUGUGAUGAAGCGACUGCUAUACACCACAGAAGCGGGGCAGAAGAGCGUGUUUCAGUUGAAAUCCCAGUGAAAGGCGUUCCCGGCCGGCGAGGCCGCCAUAAAAUAUAGUGAAGUUGUUAUCAA
Ornithodoros turicata is the source of this 3812-nucleotide messenger RNA. RefSeq names its product calcium-activated chloride channel regulator 1-like. The transcript has 15 exons. Bases 367 to 3606 code for a protein of 1079 amino acids. The record is from RefSeq and is a predicted model, not a curated record. NCBI's taxonomy places the organism in Eukaryota, Metazoa, Arthropoda, Arachnida, Ixodida, Argasidae.